Messenger RNA from Fusarium coffeatum, 3201 nucleotides. RefSeq lists its product as uncharacterized. The coding region runs from base 1 to 3201 and encodes 1066 amino acids. Gene Ontology annotation, cellular component: cytosol; nuclear envelope. The record is from RefSeq and is a predicted model, not a curated record. Gene Ontology annotation, molecular function: small GTPase binding. The transcript is spliced from 8 exons. NCBI's taxonomy places the organism in Eukaryota, Fungi, Ascomycota, Sordariomycetes, Hypocreales, Nectriaceae. Gene Ontology annotation, biological process: protein import into nucleus.
AUGGAUACUGCCGCUGUGAGGUCCUUGCUCGCCGCUAGCUUGGACCCUGAUGCAGACAGCCGAAGGCGUGCUGAGAUUCAGUUAAAAUCGAUCGAAGAACAGCCCGGUUUCCUCGAAUGUCUGCUCGAUAUUCUACAAGCCGAACAGGAGGCUAGCGUUCGCCUGUCAACCGUAAUUUACGUCAAAAACCGUGUCAACCGCUCAUGGUACAACAAUGAGGGUUACUCUACCGAGCCCCCGUCCACCCCAAUCCCCGAAGAUGAGAAGGCUCGUGUGCGAGACCGCCUUCUGCCGAUUCUUGCUGCCUCCGAAGGCCUCGUCCGCCAGCAGCUUAUCCCCGUCCUUCAGCGAAUCCUCCAAUAUGACUUCCCCGCUCGUUGGCCAAGAUUUAUGGACUUCACUCUCGAACUCCUGAAUAUAAAUAACCCAGGCUCCGUUCUUGCUGGUCUGCAAUGUCUACUUGCCAUCUGCCGUGCCUUCCGCUAUAAGUCGACCGAUUCCGACGACCGACAACACUUUGAUAAGAUCGUCGAGGCAAGCUUCCCUCGUCUUCUGGCUAUCUGCAACGAGUUGGUGAACCAGGAGAGCGAUGAGGCUGGCGAGAUGCUUCACCUUGCCUUGAAGGCCUAUAAGCAUGCGACAUGGUUGGAACUUUCCCCCACGUUGCGACAGCGCGAUGUCAACAUCGCUUGGUGUACUGUUUUCCUGCACACCGUCUCCAAGACCUGCCCUGCCAGUGCCAUGCAGGGUGACCAGCACGAGCGCGAGAAGCAUCACUGGUGGAAGGCCAAGAAAUGGGCUUUCUUCAACCUGAACCGUCUCUUCAUUCGACACGGCAACCCUGCCAGCCCAGGCAAGGGCGAAGAAGCGCUUGCUUUCGCCAAGGACUUCACUGCGAACAUUGCUCCCGAAAUUCUCAAGCACUACCUCCAAGAGAUCGAGAAAUGGGUCGCCAAAACCUCUUGGCUCAGCCGGCCUUGUCUUUCAUACACUCUGGUUUUCCUCGACGAGUCAGUCCGUCCAAAGGAGAUGUGGGCACACCUGAAGCCUCACCUUACCAACCUGGUCACUCACUUCGUCUUCCCCGUCCUCUGCCUUACCGAGGAGGAUGUCGAGCAAUUCGAGGAUGAGCCCGAUGAGUAUCUUCACCGAAAGCUCAACUACUUCGAGGAGGCGUCCGCUCCUGAUGUCGCAGCCACAAACUUCCUUGUCAACCUCACCAAGAACCGCCGCAAGGAGACUUUCGAGAUCCUCAAGUUUGUCAACGCCGUAGUCAACGACUAUGAGCAGGCCGAAGAUGACAAGAAGAACCACAUUGCCAAGGAGGGUGCCUUGCGCAUGAUCGCUACUUUGGCUCCUGUUAUCCUGGGCAAAAAGAGUCCCAUUGCGGACCAGGUUGAAUACUUCCUUGUUCGUUAUGUUUUCCCUGACUUUACUAGCUCGCAGGGCUAUCUCCGUGCUCGCGCUUGCGACACCAUCGAGAAAUUCGAGCAGCUUAACUUCCAGGAUCAAAACAAUCUCCUCACCAUCUACCGACACAUCCUGGACUGCAUGGCUGAUCCUGCCCUCCCCGUCCGUGUCACCGCUGCGCUCGCUCUUCAGCCUCUUAUCCGACACGACAUCAUCCGAACGAGCAUGCAACAGAAUAUCCCCACCAUCAUGCAGCAGCUUCUCAAGCUCGCCAACGAAGCCGAUAUCGAUGCGCUCGCAAACGUCAUGGAGGAUUUCGUCGAGGUUUUUGCUACUGAGCUCACUCCAUUCGCAGUGGCUCUCAGCGAACAACUCCGAGAUACUUACAUGAGGAUCGUUCGUGAGCUUCUCGAGAAAGAGAGCAAGGUUGGCGAUGAUGGGGAACUUUACAACGAAUACGAUGACAAGAGCAUCACUGCCCUUGGUGUCUUGCAAACUAUUGGUACUUUGAUCCUCACUCUUGAGAGCACUCCUGAUGUCCUGCUCCACAUCGAGGCUGUCCUCAUGCCUGUCAUCAAGGUGACCCUGGAGAAUAAGCUUUAUGAUCUUUAUAACGAAGUGUUUGAAAUCAUCGAUAGCUGCACAUUCGCCGCCAAGUCUAUCUCUCCAACUAUGUGGCAGGCCUUUGAGCUGAUUCACACUACCUUUAAGGCGGGUGCUGAGUACUACCUUGAGGAUAUGCUGCCAGCCCUGGACAACUUUGUUCAGUUUGGUGCUCCUCAGUUGGCUCAGAAGCCCGAGUAUACUCAAGCCCUUUACUCCAUGGUUGCCGACAUGUUCACCGACAGUAUCCAGGGCGGGGUCGAGAGAAUAUGUGCUUGCAAGUUGGCAGAGGCCAUGAUGCUUAGCUUGAAGGGCCAGAUUGAUAGCUGCGUUGAAGGUUUCAUUAACAUUGCCAUGACCAUUCUAGCCAACGAGGAUAUCAAGGUCAAGAGUUAUCGCAUUCACCUGAUGGAGAUGGUGAUCAACUCGAUCCACUACAACCCUCUUCUCACACUCCAGGUUCUUGAGAACAAGGGCUGGACAAACCGUUUCUUCAGCCUCUGGUUUGGCAGCAUGACAGCUUUCACUCGUGUCCACGACAAGAAGCUGUGCAUCGUUGCUAUCUCAGCUCUUCUUAGCCUCAACCCUGAGCACGUCCCACAAAGUGUGUCUGUUGGUUGGCCGAGAUUGCUUCAGGGCAUUACUGAGCUGUUCCGCUCCCUCCCUGCUGCCCAAAAGAACCGUGACGAGGCUCUGCGCGAUGAUUUCCACCUCGAGUCUACUUACGAUUAUGGUGAGGAGGAUGAGUGGGAUGACGAUGGGGCCAACUGGAACGCCGAAGAGGAGGAAGAGACCGGCGAGACGGCUGAGUCCAAGGACGAGAGCACUGCUUACCUUAAUUUCCUCAACGAGGAGGCCCAAAAGUUCAGCCGAGCUAUCGAUGACGCCGAAGAAGAUGAUCUCGGCGAGGAUUCUGUUCUACUCGAGUCACCGCUCGACAAGAUUGAACCCUACCAGCUCUUCCGCAACACGUUAAUGAAAAUGCAAGCAGAGCAACCCCAAUUCUAUGGCGGUUUGGCCGGGCACCUUACAGCUGAUGACCAGAACGUUAUUCAGAACGUGAUGGUCAAGGCCGAAGAGAUUGCUGCGCAGCAGGCCCAACAGGCGCAGCAAGCACAGCUUCUCGCCCAGCAGCAAGCUGCCGCCAUGGCUGCCAGCCUAGGCGCACAGAACGGAGGUGCCAGCUAA